UAGACUUUCUACAACAUUGAGCAAAACCUAAAACUUUUUUAAUAAACUCAAAUCCCCCAUUUCCUCCGUCUUCCCUCGCUACUGUUGAAAAAAGCAAAACGGUAAAGGCUUUUUUGUUUCAUGAAUUGUUCAAUUCAUUCAUGAAUUCCAAAGCAUUAAGAUUAAUUAUUGUAAUGUAACCCGUGGUAAGCUUCCACACAUUUCUAUAUUUUUACACACAAAUACUACUGCUGUGCUUAGGGUUUUAUUAUGCUGUGUUAUUAUACAACCAUGAACUAUAUUCGUCCCCUUUUAAUCCGCCGUGGCUACGCCACCAGGUACAGCGGCCGAGUAGUAACCGAACUAGAUAAUGGCCGUUCCUUCACCGUCGAACUCAAAGCCCCAACCAUCCAACAAGUUGACCAUAGAGGCUACCCUCUCCCCCGCCGUGACCUUAUUUGCAAAAUCAUCAACAUUCUCCACUCCAAAUCAUCCCAAAACCCAUUUCUCGAACUUUCCGAUUAUCUUGAAACCCUAACCUUAACCCUGACCCUCCCCGAAGCUUCCGAAGUCCUUAGAUCCCUUAAUUCCACCUCACUCGCACUUCAAUUCUUUCGGUUUUGCCCGUCUUCGAUUCCUAAGUUCCAUCAUGAUUGUUUUACUUAUAACCGCAUUCUUUUGAUCUUAUCCAAUUCGUCGUUGCCUGACCGGGUUGAUUCCGUUCGGAGGAUUGUUAAUGAGAUGGAUCGCCAGCGUGUGCGUGGCAAUAUCUCUACGGUUAAUCUAUUGAUUGGUGUUUUUAGUGGUGGUGAAGAUUUGGAGAGGUGUUUGAGAUUGGUCAAACAAUGGGAGCUUAAGAUGAAUAGGUAUACAUAUAAAUGCCUUCUUCAAGCUCAUUUACGGUCUCGUGAUUCGAAUAAGGGGUUUCAAGUUUAUCAAGAAAUGAAAAGGAAAGGUUAUCUACCCGAUAUCUUUUCUUAUAACAUGUUGCUUGAUGCUCUUGCCAAAGACGAAAAGGUUGAUGAGGCGAAUAAGGUAUUUGAAGAAAUGAAGAGGAAGCAUAUUGAGCCUGAUGAGUAUACAUACACUAUUAUGAUUAGAAUGAAAGGAAAGCUUGGGAAGACCGAUGAUGCGAUAUCAAUGUUUCAAGAAAUGUUGUCGAAAAAUCUAGCUCUGAAUUUGAUUGCAUACAAUACUAUGAUACAGGUUCUUGCUAUGAAUCGAAUGGUAGAUAGAGUUGUAUAUCUUUUUUCAAAAAUGGUUGAAAAUGAUUGUCGCCCGAAUGAGUUUACAUAUAGUGUUAUUCUGAAUGUAUUGGUUUCUGAAGGGCAGCUUGGUAGACUUGAUGAAGUUGUGGAGAUAUCAAAAAAGUACAUGAACAAGGGAAUAUAUGCAUAUCUUGUGCGGACACUUAGUAAGUUAGGGCAUUCCAGUGAGGCUCAUCGUUUAUUUUGUUACAUGUGGAAUUACCAUGAUAAGGGUGAUAGAGAUGCUUAUUUAUCCAUGUUAGAAAGUUUAUGCAACGAGGGUAAACUAAUUGAAGCUAUUGAUUUAUUAAGUAAGGUUCAUGAAAAGGGGAUAAUUUCUGAUACCAUUAUGUAUAACACCGUGUUCACUGCACUGGGGAAAUCAAAACAAAUAUCUCAUCUUCUUGAUUUAUACGAGAAGAUGAAACAAGAUGGCCCUUUACCGGAUAUAUUCACUUACAAUAUAUUAAUUUCUAGCUUUGGUAGAGGUGGGAGAGUCGACGAGGCUCUGAAGAUCUUUGAUGAGCUGGAAACUAGUGAUUGUAAGCCUGAUAUUGUAUCGUAUAAUUCUUUAAUAAAUUGUUUAGGGAAAAAUGGGGAUGUUGAUGAAGCUCACAUGAGAUUUAAAGAGAUGGAAGAAAAGGGUUUAAAUCCUGAUGUUGUAACAUAUAGUACGCUUAUAGAGUGUUUUGGGAAGUCGGAUAGAGUUGAUAUGGCUUGUAGAUUGUUUGACGAAAUGCUUUCCAAUGGCUGUUGCCCGAAUAUUGUCACGUAUAAUAUAUUAUUAGAUUGCCUCGAGAGAAGUGGAAGAACUGCCGAAGCUGUUGAUUUAUAUGCAAAGCUAAAAGAACAAGGUUUAACACCUGAUUCAAUUACAUAUUCUAUUCUUGAACGUCUACAAAGUGGUUCUCAUAAAAAGUUUAGAAGCCGGAGGCAGAAUCCCAUAACUGGAUGGGUUGUCAGCCCUUUAAGGUGAUCUUCGGAUGAAAUCCCGAUGCUCAAAUGUAUAGAAUGGGGCCAUUUUCAGCAAAAAGUUCGGAAGCUAAUACAAAUGAAUCUAGAAAGCUCUUGCCUGUAAACUUUCCAGACCAGUUUAUGUGAAUGAUGACCUAGGACCUCAAAGAGUUAUGGGAAGUUUAGCACACGAUAAUCUUCCAGCUUCUUAUAUUCCUUAUGAAAGCUAAGUUAUCUGGGACCGGAAAUCCGGAAUACGCCAUGACUGGCCAUCUAUUGGCGAAAAGUGAUGUCUACAGCUGUGGUGUAGCUCUAUUAAAGCCAGUGGACCUAUUGCAAGUUUGCAACCACCAGGCCAAGAAAAUCUAGUAGCGUCUGAUAGACCACUGCUCACCAAACAAGGAGGCUCUGGAAUCAACAGGUGGACCUAUACACCUUCUGUUUGUUUAUUAUUCUGAUUAUGAAUCAUUCAGUAGUUUGCAGUCAUGGUAUGCAGUAUCAUCAAGUUGUCUCUUUUUUGCGAUAAGCAAUUGUAAAUGAAAUGUCGGAGCAUAUUAAAGUUUGUUGAUGGUAUGUGGUAACACAUGAUUUUCACUUCACAAACAAGGAGGGCCUGGAAUUAACAAGUGGACCUAUAGGCCUUCUGUUUGAUCUUCCUUUCUGUUUGUUUAUUAUUCUGUUAUGAAUCGUUCAGUAGUCUGCUGUCAUGGUAUACAGUAUCAUCAAGUCGCCUCUUUUCGCAAUAAGCAAUUGUUAAAUGAAAUGUUACAGCCCAAGCAGGUUUGGUUCCAAGUUAUUGUAAAGACGGGGCUGUUCCAGAACUCGUUUAUCUGGGAUGACAUAGUUGAUGAUAUGAUACCUUUGGUGAAAGCAUAUCGGCAGAGUAUUGUCACAAAGCUUGUUCUUGGUGCAUCAGCUUAUUCUGUGUGGCGAGAGCGGAAUGCAAGGCAAUUCAAGAACCAUAGGCACAUUUUAGAUCAGCUUGUUGAGGAGAUCUUUGGGACUGCUCGUUUAAAGUUGCUUCUAAUUCCGUUCAAGAAAAAAAGUGAAGUGGAGGAAACUUUGAGGCCAUGUAAACUAACUGGUUUUAAUUGGAUUGUAAUAUUAAUGUAAUGCUUAGCAGCUAGUAUUGUGUUCUAUGUGAGUGGCAUGUCAUGUCUUGUGGUUGGGUUUGCACAGUUUGUGUGGCUUUGCACAGGAAUGUAAUAUUAGACUUUUAGUUAAUGUUUCUGUACCUCAGCCAGUACGGCUGUUUUAAUUGUUUGGUAUAUAUAAAAGCUAACCAUUUAUACCAAAAAUAAAUAAAUAAAUGAAAUUGUUGGAACA
Molecule: messenger RNA, 3506 nt
Organism: Erigeron canadensis
Lineage: Eukaryota; Viridiplantae; Streptophyta; Magnoliopsida; Asterales; Asteraceae
Product: pentatricopeptide repeat-containing protein At1g51965, mitochondrial
Exons: 4
Coding region: 250-2202 (650 amino acids)
Molecular function (GO): protein binding
Source: RefSeq, a predicted model, not a curated record